ACAGACAGGCAGGGGGAGAGGGGGCAAGAGGAAGGAAGGGAGACACACACACAUACACAGAAAGAGAGAAAGAGAGAGAGAGAGAGAGAGAGAAAAAAAGAGAGAGUCACUAGACAGAAACAUCCAGCAGUGAGUCUACCUACUGCUUUUAACUCACAGCAGCUCACCUUCUUCUUCUUCUUCUUCUUCUUCUUCUUCUCUGGGGGAUCUUCUCAUCUCCAGUUUCUCUGCUCUGGUGAUUGGAAGACAUUGCCCAUCAUGCAGUGGGCCGUUCUGCUGCUGGCCCUCACGGGAGUCAGCAUGGCUGCUCUGAAACCUGAGUGGGAGCCCGGGACUUAUCCAUCUACAGAGGCGGGAGCUGAGCUGUUCGUCAGCGACUACAACACCACCGCAGAACAAGUCCUCUCCUUCAGCACGGAGGCCAGCUGGGAAUACAACACCAACCUGACCAAUGAAAACUCCCUGCAACAGAUCCAGGCGUCUAUGAUAGAGCAAGAAUUUACAGAGGCUUGGGGAAAGAAGGCUAAAGCCACCUUUCCUGACGCUCUUAUGGAGACCUUCACUAAUCCAGAUCUCAUAAAAAUCAUAAAGAAGAUCAAUGUGCUCGGAGCCGCCAACCUCCCAACUGCAGAGAGAGAGAGGUACAACACAAUUCUGAGUCAGAUGGACAACAUCUACUCCACGGCAAAAGUGUGUCCUAAACCAGAGGAGUGCUGGGCUUUGGAACCUGAGCUGAAGGAGAUUUUGGCUAACUCCCAGAGCUACAAGAAGCUACUGUAUGCCUGGGAAGGCUGGCACAACGUCUCUGGGAUACCACUCAAGGACCUUUAUCCUGAAUUUGUCCAACUCAGCAACAACGCCUCUGUUAUGGAUGGUUUUGAUGACACGGGUGCUUACUGGCGUUCCUGGUACGAGUCUCCUACCUUUGAGCAGGACUUAGAAAACCUGUUUAAACAACUGCAGCCGCUUUACCAGAACCUGCACGCCUUCGUCCGACGCAAGCUCUACGAUUUCUACGGUCCAAAGUAUAUCAAUCUUAAAGGACCCAUCCCUGCCCAUCUUCUCGGUAAUAUGUGGUCACAAACCUGGAAUAACAUCUAUAACAUGAUGAUUCCUUUCCCUGACAAGCCUAAUGUGGAUGUGACUAAUGCCAUGGUUGAGAAGAACUACAACGCCACACAUAUGUUCCGGGUAGCUGAAGAGUUCUUCACAUCCCUGGGGCUCAAGGAGAUGCCACAGAAGUUCUGGGACAAAUCAAUGCUGGAGAAGCCUGAUGAUGGACGGGAGGUUGUGUGUCACGCCUCUGCCUGGGACUUCUACAACCGUGAGGACUUUAGGAUCAAGCAGUGCACUAUAGUGACUAUGGAGCAGCUUUUCACUGUACAUCAUGAGAUGGGCCAUGUGGAGUAUUACCUGCAGUACAAAGACCAGCCAGUUAGCUUCAGGCGUGGAGCCAACCCUGGCUUCCAUGAAGCCGUCGGAGACGUGCUGUCUCUUUCUGUCUCCACACCCAAACAUCUACACACUAUUGGCCUUCUGGACACUCUGCCUAAUGAUAAUGAGACAGACAUCAAUUACCUAUUGAAAAUGGCUUUGGAGAAGAUAGCUUUCCUUCCGUUUGGAUACCUCAUUGAUCAGUGGCGUUGGGGUGUGUUCAGUGGACGUACGCCACCUGAGAGAUACAAUGCAGAGUGGUGGUAUCUCAGGACAAAAUACCAAGGAAUCUGUCCACCAGUGAGACGCACAGAAGAACACUUUGACCCUGGAGCAAAAUACCACAUCCCAGGAAAUACUCCUUACAUCAGGUACUUUGUGAGCUUCAUUCUUCAGUUCCAGUUUCAUCAGAAGCUUUGUCAGGAGGCUGGACACACUGGACCACUGCACACCUGUGAUAUCUACAGAUCUACCCAGGCUGGAGCAGUUCUAGAGAAAGUCCUGCAGGCUGGCUCCUCUAAGCCCUGGACUGAAGUGCUGCAAGAAGCUUUGGGCACAAAUAAGAUGGACGCCGCCGCCCUGAUGGAGUAUUUUCUACCCGUCACCACCUGGCUAGAGGAACAGAACAGGCUGACUGGAGAAACUCUGGGCUGGCCUGACUUUGACUGGAUGCCACCUGUUCCAGAAGGUUACCCAGAAGAUGUUGCUGACAAGAUAACUGACGAGGCGCAGGCAAAACAGUUCUUGGCUGAGUACAACUCCACGGCAGAGACUGUCUGGAACGCUUACACUGAGGCCUCCUGGUCCUACAACACCAACAUCAAUGAAGCAAACAAGCAGAAUAUGCUGGAGAAAAACCUGGAGAUGGCCAAUCACACAAAGACGUACGGACUGGAGGCCCGCAAGUACGACACCUCUGACUUCCAGGACUCUUCAGUGAAGAGGAUUCUGAAGAAACUGAGUGACCUAGAGAGAGCUGUGCUCUCUGAUGAUGACCUGAAGGAGUACAACAACCUGUUGGCCUCCAUGGAGACGACUUACAGUGUAGCUAAAGUCUGUAAAGAUGAUGGAACCUGUCUACCUCUUGAUCCGGACCUGAAUAAGAUCAUGGCUGAGUCCAGAGACUAUGAUGAGCUGCUGUUUGCCUGGCAGGGCUGGCGCAACGCUUCAGGAAGAGAACUGCGCCAAAGCUAUGUGAGAUACGUGGAGCUCGCCAAUUUGGCUGCCCGCAGUAACGGUCAUGCUGACAAUGGGGCUUUCUGGCGUUCCUUAUAUGAAACCCCCACCUUUGAGGAGGAUCUGGAAGCAUUAUGGAAAGAUCUACAGCCGCUCUACCUCAAUCUUCACUCUUACGUCCGCCGUGCCCUCUUCAAAAAGUACGGAGCGAAACGCAUCAACCUCAAAGGGCCAAUCCCAGCUCAUUUACUAGGAAACAUGUGGGCCCAAACGUGGUCCGGCAUCAUGGACCUGGUUAGACCCUACCCCAACGCCGCUCAGGUGGACGUCACACAAGCCAUGAUAGCCAAGGGCUGGGAUGCUAAUCGAAUGUUCAGGGAGUCUGAAAACUUCUUCACGUCUGUGGGACUGCUGCCCAUGCCUGAUGAGUUCUGGCAGAAGUCCAUGCUGGAGAAACCCACAGACGGCCGAGAGGUGGUGUGCCAUGCCUCUGCCUGGGACUUUUACAACCGCAAAGACUUCAGAAUUAAGCAGUGCACUGUGAUAAACAUGGAUGACCUCAUCACCGUGCACCAUGAGAUGGGUCAUGUUCAGUACUUCCUGCAGUACAAGGACCAGCCCAUCUCCUUCCGUGACGGGGCCAACCCAGGAUUCCAUGAGGCUAUUGGGGACGUCUUGGCCCUGUCAGUGUCCACUCCAAAACAUCUCCACACCAUCGGCCUGCUGGACAAACUGGAGGAAAACGCAGAAAGCACCAUUAACUUCCUGAUGAGCAUUGCCUUGGACAAAAUUGCAUUCCUGCCGUUCGGCUACCUAAUGGACCAGUGGAGAUGGAAGGUGUUUGAUGGCAGGAUAUCAAGCAGCGAGUAUAAUAAAGAGUGGUGGAACCUCAGGCUGAAGUACCAGGGUCUGUGUCCUCCUGUAACCCGCACAGAGGUAGACUUUGACCCAGGGGCAAAGUUCCACAUCCCAGCCAACGUACCCUACGUCAGGUAUUUUGUCAGCUUUGUGGUUCAGUUCCAGUUCCACAAAGCUCUGUGUGACACUGCUGGCCACACUGGUCCUCUGCACAACUGUGAUAUCUAUCAGUCUAAAGAGGCAGGGAAACUGCUGGGUGAUGUGAUGAAGCUGGGCUUCAGUAAGCCCUGGCCUGAGGCUAUGGCUAUGAUCACUGGCCAGCCCCAAAUGUCUGUGCAGCCUCUGAUGGAGUAUUUCCAGCCCCUCAUCACCUGGCUCGAGCAGGAGAACGCAAAGAAUGGAGAUGUCCUCGGAUGGCCUGAGUAUAGCUGGAUGCCAAACACAGCUGAGAGUAACUCUACUGUAGUCGUAGUGGAGAAGGACAGCCCCGUGAACUUUCUGGGUUUGAGUGUGGAUGAAGCUGCAGCUACAGCUGGUCAGUGGGUUCUGCUGGUGCUGGGGAUCGUCCUCCUCCUCGCCACCAUCUUCCUGGCCUACAGUUACAGAAAAUCCAGACGCCUCCAGAGCAAAUCUAUCUCUCAGAUGGAGCUGAAAUAAGUCUUUAAACAGGAGUUUUGGCAGUAGCCCAUGUGGAUGUUCAUUGUUUUUAGGUAUUUUGUUCUGGAAGAAAAAAAAAUCCAACUGAAUGUGUUGUAUAUUUAUUAAUGAUCUUUGGUCAAAUUUGUUUGACUAUGCAAUGGAGACUGACUGUUGUAAUUUAUUUGUAAAGAAAUACGAACUCAAUGUUGGGCAAAUAGGGAAUGUUUCAGCUGUUUGUUUGUAAAGUCUAAACUGUGUAUGUAUUUUUAGAUUGAUUUUAUAGGUAAAUACUUUACCUUUAUAGAAUAAAAAUAAAAAAAAUAAAGAUUCACCUUUUUAUCCCGA
This is a messenger RNA of Astyanax mexicanus (Mexican tetra), 4452 nucleotides long. It is a transcript of the gene ace, whose product is annotated as angiotensin I converting enzyme (peptidyl-dipeptidase A) 1. Gene Ontology annotation, biological process: proteolysis. Bases 259 to 4125 code for a protein of 1288 amino acids. Lineage: Eukaryota; Metazoa; Chordata; Actinopteri; Characiformes; Acestrorhamphidae. Gene Ontology annotation, molecular function: metallopeptidase activity; peptidyl-dipeptidase activity. The transcript is spliced from 25 exons. The record is from RefSeq and is a predicted model, not a curated record. Gene Ontology annotation, cellular component: plasma membrane.